AUGGCUCCCACGGACAAGUCCCAGAAGGGCAAGAAGACCCGCUCGGCCCUGAACGAUGUGGUGACUCGUGAGUACACCAUCAACCUGCACAAGCGUAUCCACGACACCGCUUUCAAGAAGCGCGCGCCGAAGGGUGUUAAGGAGGUGAUCAAGUUCGCCCAGAAGACCAUGGGCACCCAGGACGUCCGCGUCGACCCCAAGCUCAACCAGGAGGUUUGGAAGCUCGGUGUCAAGGACGCCCCCCGCCGUAUCCGCGUGCGCCUCGAGCGCAAGCGUAACGACGACGAGGAUGCCAAGGAGAAGCUCUACACUUACGCCACCCCGGUGCUGGGCAUUACCAACUUCCACGGCCUCCAGACCGUUGUCAUUGAGCAGGACGAGUAA
Molecule: messenger RNA, 384 nt
Organism: Malassezia japonica
Lineage: Eukaryota; Fungi; Basidiomycota; Malasseziomycetes; Malasseziales; Malasseziaceae
Gene: RPL31
Product: 60S ribosomal protein L31
Exons: 3
Coding region: 1-384 (127 amino acids)
Biological process (GO): cytoplasmic translation
Cellular component (GO): ribosome; cytosolic large ribosomal subunit
Molecular function (GO): structural constituent of ribosome
Source: RefSeq, a predicted model, not a curated record